AUGUUGGCACAGAAGGGGUAUUUUGCACUCUUGUACAGCUUUAGUACCAACCCCGGGGUGCAGAGUGCAGAUGGGGCGGAGCGAACGCGGGGCGGAGCGCCCAGUGCGGAAAGGCGCCGCAGCCGCGCUGGGGCUGGUCACAUUGGAGCGCGCAUCAUCGGUGGCAUCAGCGGAAAGGGAAAUCGGAGGGCGGGCACGGCCUCCGCUCGGGCGGGCCCCUCAGCCAGCCUGCCUGCCUGCCUGCCUGCCAGCUGGCCGGGGUGCAAGCGAGGAGCCCCCCUCCCGAGCUGGAGUCGGGUCCGGCUUCCCCGUCGAGGCUUUGGCUCCAUGCAAUGCGCCGCCUCCCUUAGCGCCAUGCAGCGGGCCGGAGGAGGAGCGGCGGCGGCGGCUGCAACGGCGGAGCCUGCAGGAGGAGGAGGAGGCGAGGCGGUGGCGGCGGCGGCCUCGUACCGGGUUCUGAGCCGCUUGCUGGGCUACGCCGGGGCCGAUUCCGCCGCGGUGGGCUUGGCGCUCGGCGGAGCUGUCGCGGAGACCGCGGGCGGGGAUCGAACCAGGGCCGGCGGGCUGCGGGGCUCGCAGCUGCUGGUAUUCGGGCCUGGCGAGGCUGGGGAGCCGGCGGGGAGCGCCCCGGCCGCCUGCCUGCCGCCGGCGGCUCCUCCUCAACAGCCUGCGGAGCUGCUGUGCGCCAGGCACCGGUGCGCUCUGCUGGACGCCCCCAAAGGCGAGCCCGGAGGGGGCCGAUGCUGGAGCGGGGCGGCCGGCGGCCUCCUGUUCCCCCCGGGGGCCGGCCUGGAGCUGCAGCUGGCCGCCUUGGGACUGCACCAGGCACCCCCGACGGCGCCGGCAGGGCCAGGCAAGGCUGCUGGCGAGUGCCCGUGCCUGAGUCUCCUGCCUCCGCCGCCCGCUCUUCCCUUGCUGCCCCCGGGGGAGGAGACCAGCGACGCCCUGCUGGUGUUGGAAGCCCUGGGCCCCGACGAGGAGGACGGAGACGAAGAUGCCGGCGUGGGGGACAGCCGCUUCCAGCCACCCCCUCCGGCUGCCCCCGUGUCGUCGUCUGCCCCUGCGCCUCCUCCGGCUGUCCCGGUGCCCCCUGCCGCCGGUGGGGCCAACCGCCCCGGCUCGUCCGCCCCGUCCAGGAAAGGCUCCUUCAAGAUCCGCCUGAGCCGCCUGUUCCGCACCAAGAGCUGCAGCGGACCGUCCUGCAACGCCGCAGCCGGCUCGGGCGCACGUCGGCCGGGCGACAAGGAGUUUCCCCCAGCCGCCGCUGCCCCCGCCUGGGGCACGGCCGGGAGUCUCCCCAACGUGUCCCUGCCCGGGGGUCGGGACCAAGACUCGGGCAGAAAACCGAGAUUGAUGCGAACUCAAAGUGCCUUUUCUCCCGUUGUUUUUGGACCCCUCUUCACGGGUGAGACGGUGUCACUGGUGGAUGUGGACAUCUCUCAGCGUGGCCUGACGUCCCCACACCCGCCCACGCCGCCGCCACCUCCACGGCGAAGCCUCAGCCUUCUGGACGAUAUCAGUGGGACUCUGCCUACGUCUGUCUUGGUGGGUCCGAUGGGGUCGUCGUCCCUCCAGUCUUUCCCUCUUCCGCCACCACCUCCACCGCAUGCCCCUGAUGCAUUUCCCCGGAUCAUCCCAAUCCGAGCGCCUGAAGCAGUCCAUAGCCAACCCGCACAGCACCUUCAGUGCCCGCUCUACCGGCCUGAUUCGAGCAGCUUUGCAGCUAGCUUACGUGAGCUAGAAAAAUGUGGCUGGUACUGGGGACCUAUGAACUGGGAGGAUGCCGAAAUGAAACUCAAAGGGAAACCUGAUGGAUCCUUCCUGGUUCGCGACAGCUCUGAUCCUCGCUACAUUCUGAGCCUCAGCUUUCGAUCGCAGGGUAUUACCCAUCACACCAGGAUGGAGCACUACAGAGGAACCUUCAGUCUUUGGUGUCACCCCAAGUUUGAAGACCGCUGCCAGUCUGUGGUGGAGUUCAUCAAGCGGGCCAUCAUGCACUCUAAGAACGGGAAGUUUCUGUACUUCUUGCGCUCCCGGGUUCCAGGUCUCCCUCCAACACCUGUCCAGCUUCUCUACCCAGUCUCUAGGUUCAGCAAUGUGAAGUCCUUACAACAUCUCUGUCGUUUCCGGAUAAGGCAGCUGGUCCGCAUCGACCACAUUCCAGAACUCCCUCUUCCAAAGCCUCUGAUCUCGUACAUCCGCAAGUUCUACUACUAUGACCCCCAAGAGGAGGUGUAUCUUUCACUGAAGGAGGCACAACUUGUUUCCAAACAGAAGCAAGAGCUGGAGUCUUCAACGUAGCGAGGGGCCCCCAACUACUUUGCUUCUGGCACCAGUGAACUAGGAAUUCGGUCACCGAUGUCCUGUAGCGAUGGAAGCUGCGCUGUGAAGCGGUUCUGGCGUUUUGCUUUCUGGCCGUUUCUGGGCCUCCAGAGAGAGCGCGACUCCUGGCCUCUGACACAGCCGUGUGUGGAAGAAUGGGAGCUGUGACUACCCCCCUGCCCCCUCCCUCAAUCAGGUUCCAUAAAGGAUGUUGGAAUCUAAUGAAACUGGAUUACAGAAGCUCCUUCAAGGAUGGAGAAUGUCAUGAUAUUUUUCUUGUUAAAUCUCUAUUUUUUUUCGGUGCUUCUCUGCCCCUUUCCUACCCUUGUCCCGUUCUCACCUGGCAUGGGAAUAGUGAGCCAAUUUUACAUUUUUUGUUUACUUGUUGGCAUUUUGAGGCUUGGGGAUGGGUGGGGGGGCCCAGCUGACUUUUAAAACUGCAUUUCCGGUCUGGUCGUUCUGCGUUUUGGAAGUGAAAGUUUGAUCCUGACACUGUUUUGGGCUGCAUCAAAGUUGUCUUGGUGGGAAGGUAGUGUUGGGGUGGUGUGGAGGGGGAGGCAGAGAGCAGUCAGUUGGGGGGGGAGGGCUGCAGUUUCCUGCCCUCUUGAAGGAGGGAGGGCAGCAUGAUGCAAGAAUCGUAAGCCCAGAGAAACAGCAGAGCUCACCGUGGCAUUUCAUGUAUAGUGUGAAUUGCAGGGCCUGCUGUCUGGAUCGAGUCAGGCAGUAGAAGGUGGCUGCCUUCCUUGGAAUGGAAAAAUGGAACCCUGGUAGCAGCCUCAAACUCUUUUCUUUCUUGCUGCCAUUGUUGUUAAUUUUUGGAAUAACAAGCAAAUGGCUCAGUCUCUCUCUCUGCCUAAUCCUCCUCCCAUUUCUAAACUGGAAACUCGUCCAAGCGGCCUGUUGCAAAGAUGAUGAGAGCCCCGGCAAGGCUGAAGCAAAAAAGAAACGCACACAGAUAUCUGAAAAGUUAACCUCGGCGUUGCAAAGCCCGGAGCUGUUCUCUCUCCUCCUUCCUCCCUUGACCUUGUGAACAAAAGGAAGCGCCUCUUUGGCCUUUUAGUGUGAAGAAGCCAGUUAAAAGCACCUUAGUCCAGUCCUGGUGGGAGAAUGGGCAAGAUGGGAUGAACAGGGGGAGCAGUUGUUUGUGGAUCCCUCUCCCCAAAAAAAUCUCUGUAAGAUAGAUAUCUUCUGGCCUUAGUGGGAAUCUGUUAAAUAUGAUGUGUUGGCUGCAAGAUCUGGAGUGGGGUUGGGGGUUGGGGUGUCUGUUUCCGGUCAUAACCAGUGGGUGGGACAAAACCUGAUGAAAACCCCUCUUAGCCCAGAGGUGAUUGUGGUGUCCAAGAGUUACUGCUGAACCCCCUCUUGACAGCGAGUUAGCUGAAGUUCUUGGUGACUUUUUAAAAGUUGUGAUUUAUAUUUUUAUUUAUUUUUUCAGAGGGUUAAAGCUUGUUCCAUGUUGCGACCAAACCGGGCUUCAAGCCCUUUGCUUCAAGAGCCCGUCUUCUGUACACUGGAUAUAGCAAACCACGAGGUUUCGUAGUUGCAAAGACUGUGGGAAUUCCUAAAGACAUUUGGUUGUAAGAAGAAAUUACAGAGUAAGCCUAUUGAGGCUAAAGUUUGGAAGAAAACAUUAUUCCUUCUGUUUAAGUUUUUCAGUGGACUGUGUGAUUCAUACCUGUAUGUUUCGAGGCAGAUUCCAGAACUUAGUUCUGCUAACUGCUUGUGUUCGUUUUCCCCCGCUGCCGGCGUGCAAGUGUGUCUGUGCGCGCACACAAAACCAAUCAAACGUUUCUCUCCCUCACGCUCCUUUCCAAAAACAUUUGCUUCUAAAAUUUCUAUUGGCAGGUUAGACAUCAACGCUCCUUUCAACAAAUACUGUGUUCUGUUGCCCAUCUGUGUACAUUUUGGGGUGUGGUUUGUGGAGUAACUCCUUUGAAAAAUCUACUGAGUUUGUUUCAGAGGAAUCCUGAAUGAUUUUGCAACAAUUUCCAUGGCAUUUUGGGGGCGGGGGAGGCCGGUUCUGUCGGUGCAGUCGGGCAAAGUCCUUAGAACUUGUUCUAGGGCACUGACACUAUGUUCAUUUGGGUGACUGCUGGAGUUGUGUCUUAACAGUGGCGGAAAAUGAUGCUGAGUUUGAAGCCAAAGAAGCUGUGAGCUGGGGGUGGGAUCCUAAAUAAAGCAGGUGGAGUCCCUCUAGAUCACACAUUCUAGGAACUGAUACUACAAUGGAGAAGCAGUUCACUGUAUUACCAUAUUCUUCAGCUUCUGGGAAGGUUGUGAAGACGCUGGAAUUUAGUUUCAAACAGUGAGGGUUAGAGGAAAGCCUCACCUAUGUCUGUCAGCCCAGGAAAAUGGCUACUGGCCUAUUGCGUCAAGGUGGCAUAUGGAUAAAUGAUGCAUUUUUCUGUUCUUAACCUCAGUUCAUUUUCUCUGCCGCCUUUGCAGUGUUUAAAGCUCUACUUCCCAGUUCAUGGAUUUGGAGUCCCCCCCUCCCCCACCCAUACCUUUCCCUGUUUCAAAUGUAAUGAUCAGACUGAGAAGCCCCCCCACUCCUAAAGCCAAAACUUGAACCCCCCCCCCCCCCCCGUGCACACACACACACGGUUAAAAUGUGGUUUAAACACGCACAAAACCAUGCCUUCGGUCUGGUGACUGAUAACCUACCACCAGCUUCGUGUCCUGCUGAAUUCUUAGUUGGGACUCUUCUUGAAUCCUGUUAACUCUACGACUGAGGAGCAAAACCCAAUCCCGUGUAAAUAAUUCUCUGGGAGUUGCUUGAUUUCUGGUGGCCACGUUAACUCUGCCGCAGUGGGUUUCCUUCCUGCGUUUUUGUUUUUGAGCUUCUCCUUUUUUGAGGCUGACUGGCCGGAGUUCUUUCGAAAUGUGUGAGUGGUUGCCGAUGAGCGUCGCUUGGUGAGAAUUCCUGCACCGUAGCUCUCCUGUUCUCUGCCAAGCUUCUUGGUUUUUGGUUUUGUUAAUGAUGCAGCAUCUCUUUCUGUUGCUUAGUACUAGAAAGAAAAAUAGUUAGCUCGGAAUGAGUUAAUGGGAAUCUUUUUCCAGUCAGUUGGCCUGUUUGUCAAUGUUUGCAUUCAGGCUGGGCCCCAGGUAUGUUUUUAACAUUACCACCCAGUUGCUGUUGGAGUUUUCACUGGAUCAAAUGAACCCUCUUCUCAACAGCUGGAACAGGAAGGGUGUCAUGACUGCUUCCUGUCCUUCUGGCCUGCUGUGCCUCCUUGAACAGCCCGUGCAUCACGACUGGUUCCUGUCCCAGCACUGUGUGCCUCUUUGAGCAGGGAAUGAAUUAUAACUGCUUCCUAUCCUUCUAGGCCACUGCAUCUCUUUGAUGAAGAUCCUGGAGAGUGCUAGGUUAGCCUCUCAGUAUAAUCCUCAUAAUGCCGCAGGAUGAGGGACUGAACAUGAGUAGGGAGAUGGUUCUUGCCUUCUGGGCCAGAAAUGCAGAUUUGAUUUUUGUAUAGACUACAAUAGCAGGUUAGGUGGGGUUUGGAUUUUUUUUUUUAAACCUGCAGGGAACAAAUGUCCCUUUUUUGAUGAAGGGACGGUAUGAAUGCAGGUCCUUUCCCUCCCAGUAGUCUUGCAUUUUGCCUGUUGGGGGAACAUUUAAAUUGAGGAAUCUCUCUUCAGGACCAGCAAACUUGAAAAUGGUGCUUGGCACAUCCGUUUGUAGGAUUGCACGAGGAGCUUGUGUUUCUAGUUUCCCCAUGGACUGUAUCUGUGCCAGCCAGCUCCCUUAGACACUGGAUAACAACUCCCAAGGGUGAUAAGAGGACACAUGUUGAUCAAAGUUGUGAUUUUGAUGAAGUGUCAGGCACUACUAAACUUCGUUGUCACGCUCAUGCACUGGUAAGAGGAACCCACGGUUUCAUGCACUGUUCAAAAGAAAAGUUCAACUGAAAAGUCUUUGUGUCCAAAAUGUAAUAUCUGUCCCUUUUAAUUCCUCUAGUUAUGUAAGCUUUAGAGUUCCACAGAUCUCUGGAUCAGGCAUGGUGGAAACAGACAUGAAUGUCAGAAUCUUUUUCCUUUUGCAGUAGCGUCUGUGCAGAGCGAAGGGCUCUGUUCUGUCUACGCUUACAGUAGCUCGCCUGUUCUGUGCAGUGCUUUUCAUUGUGUUUAGCCUUCUCAGGUAGACCUGUUUCCAUUUUAUUUCACAAAUGAGAAGCAGAGAUGCUAACGACAGCUGCAUAGUAAAUCCACUGCAAAUGUGGAUCUCAAAGACAACUCGAGAGCCUCUUUCUCUCUGGACCAGCUCUCUGUUGCCUUUGGCAAAGGCAUGUUCAAGUUACUAUUCCUACUGAAUACAUUCAGAUUAAUAUUGCUGGGAGUUCCCUCUUGUAAUGAAAGGAUGCUGACCUUGAUCUAUCAAGAGUAGCCAGUUAUACACAUGUAACAAAGUAAAACAUUGUUAACAAGGUUUUCCUGAUCUCAGAUAGGAGCUUUCCAGACCAUAGCAAGAUAUGGUCUUUCCCUUCAGUCACAUAUUACCUGGCCAGGUGGCUGACGUACCAGGUGGGUCAUUGCUGUCCUAGGUAGGCACACACAGGUUUAUUAAGCCCUUAGCAGGUUGCAGUAUACUGUGGUGUGUUCAGCUUGGUUAUUAGAAAUUGUGUAGACCUGACCUAUCCCUGCUUAAACCAGUAGAGUGAUGAAAUUGACUAGACCAGGGGUGUCCCACUGGUGCCCCAGAUGUUUGUGGACUACAAUUCCCAUCAGCCCCUGCCAGCAUGGCCAAUUAUCCAUGCUGGCAGGGACUGAUGGGAAUCUUAGUCCAUGAACAUCUGGGGCGCCAGAGUUGGACACCCCUGGACUUGACCUUUUCCCUGUCUGAUUCUGGUCAAUUUCACUUGCAAAGGAUGCUUUGAAUUCUUCCUUUCAGAAGUUGUGUGUCUGGAUAACCGCCCACUUAUACACAGAAUAUGAAUUUUAUUAAGACUGUUGCAGGAUUACUGGGAGGGGGAUUAUAUUCAAUAUUAUUUGAUACGCCCUGUGAUACGCCACUUAGAAGCAUUGCUGAACAGGGUUUAGAGAGCGUGACUUAAGAGUACAAUAACUUGUCUAUUGGUUUCAUUCCAGAAAUGGGUUGUGAAGCAUAAGUGUGCGUUCUUCACCCCAAUAACACCACCUUUAUACUUCUGUCUCCCAUGUGUCUGAAAAGCUAAAAUAACACACUGCCAGAGUGGUCCGUCUACUCAAUAACUUGCAUAGCCCUCAUAGUUCGGUAAAAUGCUAUUUUAGCUGUAUCGUAAGGUGCUUUUAAAAAACCUGGUUAUGCAAAACUCCAGGUUAGCUCUUGUCUGUGUGUGUGCGUGUGUGUGUGAGUGUGUAUGUGUUAAUUUAUUAAAAUAGCUGCUGUAAUUUAUUUUCAGAACUAUAAAAAAAUGUACACACGGAACAGACUUGCGGGCCAAUCUUACAGUUCUGGGAUGGGAUGAACAAAGAGGUUUAUAUAUGAACAAUUUUUUUAAAAAAUGCACUUUGGGUGUGUUUCGACAUUUGUGGGAGGGUGGGAAAUCAUACUGUUUUAUGGACUAGGUUUUGAAUGGCCUUGUCUGUAUAUAUUGUAUCAAUAGGCACGUUUUGGUUUCUCAUUUGGAGGCAUUUGUAAAUGCUGCAGGGUCCUGUCUGGAAAACAGAUGUACUGAACAAUUUUGCCCCAGGGGUUGGGGUAAAAGUUUUUUGUUUUUCUUUUUUUCUGUCAAUCACAGGAGAGAACUUUGCCCUUCUCCUGUCUAGUAUCUCAUUUCUAUUGUGGAUUUUGUUUCUCUGUUAUUUUGACCUACUUGUUGUUGUUUGACAGGGUAGGUGGGGUUUGAAAUAAAACAAUUAAAUGGUU
Sphaerodactylus townsendi is the source of this 8170-nucleotide messenger RNA. RefSeq names its product suppressor of cytokine signaling 7 (gene SOCS7). The transcript has 11 exons. The record is from RefSeq and is a predicted model, not a curated record. The coding region runs from base 1 to 2301 and encodes 766 amino acids. Gene Ontology annotation, molecular function: 1-phosphatidylinositol-3-kinase regulator activity. Gene Ontology annotation, cellular component: phosphatidylinositol 3-kinase complex. NCBI's taxonomy places the organism in Eukaryota, Metazoa, Chordata, Lepidosauria, Squamata, Sphaerodactylidae. Gene Ontology annotation, biological process: phosphatidylinositol phosphate biosynthetic process; intracellular signal transduction.